GAAGAGAUGACGUAACAGUAGCGGAGCGGAGCUGGGUUUACGCGAGGCUCGCGGAGGCUGCUACCCGAAGACCGCUCGGCGGCGACAUUGUCGCCAUGACCAUAUGUCAGUUCUUUCUACAGGGAAGAUGCCGCUUCGGAGACCGCUGCUGGAAUGAACAUCCGGGCGCCAGGGGUGCGGGCGGGGGACGGCAGCAGCAAGCUUCAGGUACUAACAGACGUGGAUGGAAUACCACCAGCGAAAGAUACUCCACUAUUAUCCAGCCAUCUAGUUUCACUAAAUCCUCCCCUUGGGGGGGCAGCAGAGAUCAAGAAAAGCCAUCCUUUGGUUCUUUGGAUUCUGGAGCUUCAUCUAGCAGGAACAGGGGAUUUGGAUCAUCUCACAAUCCAUUUGCUUCUGUUAACGCUGAUGAGCAAAAAGAUGAAAGGAAACUUUUGGAAGGAAUUGCAAAAGACAUGGAAGUUUGGGAAUCAUCAGGGCAAUGGAUGUUUUCAGUUUACUCACCAGUCAAUACAAAACCUAAUAUUUCAGGUUUUACAGACAUUUCUCCAGAGGAACUGAGAUUUGAAUACCAAAAACUCCAAACCAGCAAUGACUUACAGACUUACCUGAAUUCCAUUCAACAGUUAGUGAGUCAGUGGAAGGACAGGGUAAAUGAACUAAAAAGUCGAAAUACGUCCACUAAAAUAGUGUUGUUCUCCAAUACAAAGGAUGGAGUAAAUCAUUCAGCACCUGCAUUUGGAUUUGGCAGCAGGCAAACAACAUUUGGGUCACAGGGUUUCCCAAUGAACAAGAGCAGCAGUGAUAAUGUUCAGAAUUUUAGUUUUAAAACAAGCCCUAUUUCAUCUGGAAGCCCUUCUGUGUUUGGGAAUACUCCAGCUUUUGGAGCUGUAUCUUCAGCCAGUUCUGUCAUCACUACUUCUGCUCCAGCUUUUGGAUUUGGGAAACCUGGGAUGACAUCCACAAUUUCAUUUUCAUUUAAAAAUCCUGCCAUUUCGAGUUCAGGACCACCCGGAUUUUCAGGAUUCCCAGCUUCCACAGUGACCGGACCUGCUGGAGCUCCAGCCUUUGGAAGCAGCAGUUCCAUGACUGGUUUUGGUAGUUCAGCCUCACAAUCUCAUAUUGUUUCUUCCAAGUCAUCCAGUGAUGCCUCUGGAAAUAGCAGCAGACUUUCUUCUUUCCCAGUCUCAAAUGGCAGUACAUCGAGAGGUGAUCUAUUAUUUACACCCAAAGAUCAGCUAACAACAGAAGAACUCGAACAAUUUCAAUGCAAGAAAUUCACUCCAGGAAAAAUUCCAAUAAAGCCACCACCUGUGGAACUUCUAGAUAUUUAAAAGGGCAAUCUUAAAUACCAAAAAAAAAAAAAACCAGCUUUUUAAAGUUCGGGUCAUCAUAUAAAAGAGCACAUCUGUGGAGCAUGAGUGUUUAAUAAUAACUUUCAGGGGGGUUGAAUUUUUAUCUUUUUUUGUUGGUACCUGGGAGCUGUGGAAUAUCAGGUUAGAGGACAGUCAGUAUGAAAAAUAAAAUGAGCGGUGUAGACUUUAAAAAAAGAGAUUUUAUUUUUGUUGAGUUUAACUACUUAAGUAAAAGCAACAAAAAUCACUCGAUUUUUUCUAUCAUAAUUAUGAGUGGAACUGAAAAAAUAUCAGUGUGCAUCUAAUGUAUUACUUUUCUCUGUCACUUAACUGUCUUACCCCUUAAGGUUUUACUUUUUAAAUAUUUUUCAGGAAGCUUUUUAGACUCCAUUAGGGGAAAAUACACAUAUCAGCAUGACUUUUGUGUUAGGUAAGAUUCUCUUCAAGAACAGAUUUUUAUUUAAAAGGUGGCAGUUUUUAUUUUAAGAACCUAGGAGGCAUUUUUCCCUUCAUAAUUUUGAUCACAUUUUGAUUUUGGCAAUCUUAUGAACCAUCAUUCAUGUUUUCUCCAAUUUUAAGAUUAUCUUAGCCUUAUUUUUAUAUAUUUAUUCCUUAUGUUGUUCGUCUAAAUUAUAAGAAUACAAAUUGUGAUCUCAUGUGAAUAAACAAUUUUAUAGCAGUAUCAGAAUUCAACAACUUUGUUUCUAGAGCUUAGAUUAGAUUAGAAUUCUCAGAUAUGUUUAUAUUUUGUAUAAUUCAGUGGGCAAGUGAUCCAAGAAACCAAAGAUCUGUUUUGAAUUGUGUGUGUGUGUGUGUGUGUGUGUGUAUGUGUGUUCUGUGUUUCUUUCUUGGAUCUCAAAAACUGCAUAGCUAGGUAACCAAAAGUCAAAAAAAAAAAAAAAAGAGAGAGAGAGAAAACCUAAUGCUGCCAGAACAGCGACCUAACAUAGGUCUGUUACUGAAGUGAUUUUUUUUUUCUUUUUUUUUGGUCUUUUAAGGAAAUAAAGUUUUACCUGAAAAAUAUGUAUGCCAGAUAAUUUUAACAUAUUUGCAAGGGACUCAGUUCUCUGGGAAUCCACAUUCUCUUUUAUACUUUUUAAAGAAUUAUUGUUUAUAUUUCAACAAAGAAUUCUGGAACCAUCCUAUUUAGAAAUUUAUACCCAAGGGUUAUGUUUGAAGCCACCUGUUAUAUAGACAUGGCAAAUAAACCUUAAGUUUCUGCUUUGGUCUGAAACUCUUAAGGAUUUCCCAAUGUUUAUUCAUAUAUACCACAGACAAUUUUUUCUACCUGAGUGAAAUGAACCCUGACUCUCUUGGGUCCAAUUAUACUUCUCCAUGUCCUGGAAACUCUGAGGGCCUACUGUUUUGUUUGAUAUAAGAGUCACCUGGAGUACUUGUUAAAUAGAAUUUCCACUGAAUCCACUCAGGAAUGCUUCUUCCCUUCAAGUAUUCCAUAUGAUUCCUCAAUCAGGCUUGGGCAACAAUACAGUUAUUUGGGCUACUUA
Molecule: messenger RNA, 2860 nt
Organism: Erinaceus europaeus (western European hedgehog)
Lineage: Eukaryota; Metazoa; Chordata; Mammalia; Eulipotyphla; Erinaceidae
Gene: NUP42
Product: nucleoporin 42
Exons: 7
Coding region: 96-1334 (412 amino acids)
Cellular component (GO): nuclear envelope
Molecular function (GO): metal ion binding; nuclear export signal receptor activity
Source: RefSeq, a predicted model, not a curated record